AUGCUCACUGGUACUGCUUGCAUCGGAGUUCUUCACCAACCGCCAGACCGGCGAACAAAUGUCACUGAUAAUAAUAAUCAUGUCGAAUCUAUUCUGGCAAUUCAUUCAGAUUUGGAUGAAUUGGACGUCGCAAUUCAGCUUGGAGAUUACAAUCAAUCCAAUCUGGUUUGGUCUACUGCGCAGAAUACGUUCCCGGUCUUGGAUGUGCAGCAAUCGUACCUCCCGGCCUCUACCUCAAUUUUGUUAGACGGAUUCAGUUUAAACGGCCUUACGCAAAUCAACCCGAUUGCUAAUCACAAUUCUCGUAUACUUGACUUGGUUCUAGUCAAUGACAACAUCAAAAGUGAAUCUUCUGUUUUUAAUGCUACGGAACCUUUGAUCGACCUCGAUCUGAACCAUCCGGCCCUUGAGAUCACCAUUCAACUGAAACUCCCAACGGUAUACGAAGAUGUCGCGGAUCUACAUAGCCUGGAUUUUCAUCGCGCCGAUUACACUACUUUGUGUGAGACAAUCUCUGCCAUUGACUGGCGAGCUCUUGGUACGGCAACUUGCGUGGAUGACGCAGUGGAUUACUUCAACGAGCAGGUGAAUCAAGCCAUCCUUGACUGCGUUCCUCUCCGUCGACCUGUCCCUAAACCACCAUGGUCGAAUUCCCGAUUGUGUCAGUUGAAACGAGCGAGGUCAAAAGCUUUACGUAGUUACUGUCGAUCUCGUUGUCCAUUCUUGAAGCGGGUUUUCACUCAGGCGAGUAACAGUUAUCGUCUGUACAAACGUUUUCUCUACAAGCGAUACAUGAUCCGUACACAGUCCAACCUCCGUAGGAACCCGAAGCAGUUUUGGUCUUUCGUUAAUUCCAAAAGGAAAGGAAAUGGAUUGCCGGUGGAAAUGUACCUUAAGGACAAGUCCGCCAGUACGCUGCAGGGUAAAUGCAACCUGUUCGUGGAACAUUUCAAGACUGCAUUCAACGGUUCUGUGGCAUCGCAAUCGCAAAUAAUCGCAGCACUUCAUGACACUCCUAGGAAUACGGUUGAAUUAAGUUGCUUCGAAAUCUCUACGCAUCUUGUUAAAGCAGCAAUCGAUAAAUUGAAACAGUCCAGCUCUAUUGGUCCUGACGGAAUUCCAGCCUGUGUGUUAAAAAAAAUGCGCUGA
Messenger RNA from Armigeres subalbatus, 1149 nucleotides. RefSeq lists its product as uncharacterized. Bases 1 to 1149 code for a protein of 382 amino acids. NCBI's taxonomy places the organism in Eukaryota, Metazoa, Arthropoda, Insecta, Diptera, Culicidae. The record is from RefSeq and is a predicted model, not a curated record. The transcript has a single exon.